Acanthosepion pharaonis is the source of this 3033-nucleotide messenger RNA. The record is from the annotation of a GenBank genome assembly. Lineage: Eukaryota; Metazoa; Mollusca; Cephalopoda; Sepiida; Sepiidae.
AUGGUACUUGGGAGACAAGUCGCCUCCAGCGAUUUAAUGUCGACCAAUCAAAACGCUUCCGUACAAGCACUUCAAUCAAUAAUUCGAAUUCUUUUAUUAUGGCACCAAUUUUCUUUCUUUAAUUCAACAUACAUUUACUUGCAUCUAACUUUUUCUGUUGAUCUCGAUCAGUUCAGAUCAAUCCAGCCAUCUUUCUUUCUGUUCAUAAUCUAUCUAUCGUACAAUCUAUCAAUCUCAGUAAGAAUCCCCCUCUUCCCCCCUCUCUCUACUUCUCUCUCUCUCUCUAUCAUCAGAGAGAAAGAUGGGAUUCUGAUUGAAUAUAUAUUUUCCUUUUCCUUCUUUUUCUUCUCUCUUUCUUUUCCUUCUUUUUUUCUUCUAUAUAUAUUUUUUUUCUUCUAUUUCCUGUUUUCUCUCCUUUUUCUCUUCUGUUUCUUUUCCUUCUUUUUUUCUUCUAUUUCCUGUUUUCUCUCCUUUUUCUCUUCUGUUUCUUUUCUUUCUUUUUUUCUUCUAUUUCCUGUUUUCUCUUUCUCCUUCUUUUUUCCUUCUUUUUCUUUUUUCUCUUCUCUUUCUUUUUCUUUUUUCUUCUUUUCCUUCUUUUUCUUCUCCUUUUUUUUCUGUUUUUCUCUCUUUUUUUUUUCUUUUUCUCUCUUUUUUUUUCCUUCCUGUUUUUUUUUUUCUUCUGUUUCUUUUCCUUUUUUCUCUAUUCCUGUUUUCCUUUUUCUUCUUCUCUUUUUUUCCUUCUUUUUCUUUUUUUUUCUUCUAUUUUGUUUUCUCCUUUUUUCUUUUUUUUCAAUUUUUUUCCUUUUUCUUCUUUUUUUUCUUCUAUUUCCUGUUUUCUCUCCUUUUUUCUUUUCUUCCUUCUUUUUUUCCUUCUUUUUUCUUCUUUUCUCUUUCCUGUUUUUUCUUUUUUCUUUUCUCCUUUUUCUGUUUUUCUUUUAUUUUCUUUUCCUUCUUUUUUUCUCUUUUUCUUUUCUAUUUUUUUUUUUCUAUUUCUUUUUUUUUCUCUUCUGUUUCUUUUUUCCUUCUUUUUUUCUUCUUUUUUCCUGUUUUCUCUCCUUUUUUCUCUUUUUCUUUUCUUUUCCUUCUUUUUUUCUUCUUUUUAUUUCCUGUUUUCUCCUUUUUCUUUUCUUCUGUUUCUUUUCCUUCUUUUUUCUUCAUUUCCUUUUUCUAUUCUUUUCUCUUCUCUUAAUUUUUCUUUUUUUUCCAUUUCUUUUUCUUAGAUUUCUUUUUUUCUUUUUCUUUUCCUUUCUGUUUCUCUCUUUUCUUUUGUUUUUUCCUUCUUUUUUUUUCUUCAAAAAUUUCCUAUUUUUCUUAAUUUUCUUUUUCCUUUUCUCUUAUGUUUCUUCUUUUUCUCUUCUUUUUUUUCCUUUUUUUUUCUUCUAUUUCCUGUUUUCUCUCCUUUUUCUCUUCUGUUUCUUUUCCUUCUUUUUUUCUUCUUUUUCCUUUUUUUUCUUUUUUUUUUUUUCAUUUUCUUCUCUUUCUUUUUUCCUUCUUUUUUCUUCUUCAUUUCCUUUUUUCUUCAUUUCUUUUUUCUCUAAUUUCUCUUUCUUUUCCUUUCUUUUUUUUCUUCUAUUUCCUGUUUUCUCCUUUUUUUUUCUGUUUCUUCUUUUUCUUUUCUUUCUCCUUUUUCUUCUAUUUCCUGUUUUUUCUUCAUUUCUUUUGACACCUUUUCUCUUCUGUUUCUUUUCCUUCUUUUUUUCUUCUAUUUCCUGUUUUCUCUCCUUUUUCUCUUCUGUUUCUUUUCCUUCUUUUUUUCUUCUAUUUCCUGUUUUCUCUCCUUUUUCUCUUCUGUUUCUUUUCCUUCUUUUUUUCUUCUAUUUCCUGUUUUCUCUCCUUUUCUUUUUUCUCUUUUUCUUUUUUUUCCUUCUUUUUUUUUCUUCUUUUUCCCUCUUUUUCUCCUUUUCUCUUCUCUUUCUUUUCCUUCUUUUUCUUCUAUUUAUUUCCUCUCUUUUUCUUCUUUUUUCUCCUUUUUUCUUUUUUUUCUGUUUUCUCUGUUUUUUUUUUUCCUUCUUUUUUUCUUCUAUUUUUUUUCUUCUUUUAUUUCUUUUUUCCUUCUUUUUUUUCUCUCCUUUUUCUCUUAUGUUUCUUUUCCUUCUUUUUUUCUUCUAUUUCCUGUUUUCUCUCCUUUUUCUCUUCUGUUUCUUUUCCUUCUUUUUUUCUUCUAUUUCCUGUUUUCUCUCCUUUUUCUCUUCUGUUUCUUUUCCUUCUUUUUUUCUUCUAUUUCCUGUUUUCUCUCCUUUUUCUCUUUUUCUUUUUUCCUUAUGUUUCUGUUUUCCUUCUUUUUUUUCUUUUUUUUCUUUUUCUCUAUUUCCUGUUUUUUCCUCUUUCUUUUCCUUUAUUUCCUGUUUUCUCUUAUUUCCUUUUUUUUUUUUCUCUUCCUUUUUUUCUGUUUCUUCUUUCGUUUUUUCUUUUUUCUUUUCUGUUUUUCUUUUUUUCUUCUAUUUCCUUUUUCCUCCUUUUUUCUCUCCUUUUCUCUUUUUUUUUCUUUUCCUGUUUUCUUUUUUCUUUCCUUUUUCCUUUUCCAUUUUUUCUUUUUUCUUUUUUCUCUUCUCUUUCUUUUCCUUCUUUUUUUCUUCUAUUUCCUGUUUUCUCUCCUUUUUCUCUUCUGUUUCUUUUCCUUCUUUUUUUCUUCCUGUUUUUCCUUUUUUCUUUUUUUCCCUUCUUUUUUCUAUUUCUUUUCUUUUUUUUCCUUCUUUUUCUUCUUUUUUCCUGUUUUCUUUUUUUCUCUUAUGUUUUUUUUCCUUCUUUUUUCUUUUUCCUGUUUUCUUUUCUCUUUUUUCUUUUUCUCUUCUUUCUUUUCCUUCUUUUUCUUCUGUUUUUUUAUUUCCUUUUUUUCUCUCCUUUUCUCUUCUCUUUCUUUUCCUUCUUUUUUUCUUCUAUUUCCUUUUUUCUCUUCUUUUUUUCUCUUCUCUUUCUUUUCCUUCUUUUUUCUUCUUCUUUCUUUUUUCUCUUCUUUUUUUCUCUUUUGUUUCCUUUUUCUCUUCUUUCCUCUUCUUUUCCUUUUUUUUCUUUUGUUUCUUUCCUUCUUCAUAA